AAGAAAAUUUCAAUAAUGAAGAUUUAGAAUUUGAUUCUAAAAAUCAACAUAUAUAUUGUCUUGCUCAUAUUAUAAAUCUAUCCGUUCAAGAAAUUUUAAAAUCUUUUUAUAAUAAUAAUAAUAAUGAUGAAAGUGAUAAUUCAGAUGAAGAUAAUGAUAAUGAAAUAACAAAUAUUAAUAAUUUAGGAGCACUUGGAAAAUUAAAAAAAAUAAUAAUUAAAAUUCGUAAAUCUCCACAAAAACGUGAACGUUUUAAACGACAAUGUUUUAUUUUAAAUAUUAAACAAUUAGAAUUAAUUGUUGAUGUAAAAACACGUUGGAAUUCAACAUAUGAUAUGUUAGAAAGAGCAUUAAAUUUACAACAACCAUUAGAUGAAUUAGUAUCAACAGAUAGAAGUCUUUCAAAAUAUUCAUUAACAAAUACAGAAUGGAAUAAAUUAAAACAAAUAAAAAAUUUAUUAGAAUGUUUUAAAGAAGCUACUCUUGAAAUAAGUGCAUCAAAUUAUCCAACACUUAGUUAUUCAAUUCCUAUUUAUAAUUAUUUAUUAAAUAUGAUUGAAAAAUUUUUAAAUGAAAAUUCUUAUUCUAAUGAUAUUAUUUCUGCUAUUGAAAAAGCUAAAAAUAAAUUAAAUAAAUAUUUUCCAACAACUAAUGGACUUGUUUAUAUUAUUUCUACAAAUAUAUUAACAUAUUGGAAGCUUCAUGAAGUAGAUUAUCCAAAUUUAUCAAAAAUAGCUAAAGAUUAUUUAGCAAUUCCUGGAACAAGUGUUCCUGUUGAAUGUAUUUUUUCAAGUAGUGCUAAUUUAAUUUCUGCUAAAAGAUAUAGCUUAAAUCCUGAUACAAUUAAAAUUUGUCAAAACUACACUAGAAACAAUAAUUAA
This is a messenger RNA of Scutellospora calospora, 881 nucleotides long. Lineage: Eukaryota; Fungi; Glomeromycota; Glomeromycetes; Diversisporales; Gigasporaceae. The record is from the annotation of a GenBank genome assembly.